This is a messenger RNA of Hyla sarda, 6550 nucleotides long. It is a transcript of the gene CLSTN1, whose product is annotated as calsyntenin 1. The transcript has 19 exons. Gene Ontology annotation, cellular component: cell surface; postsynaptic membrane. Gene Ontology annotation, biological process: positive regulation of synaptic transmission; positive regulation of synapse assembly; homophilic cell-cell adhesion. Gene Ontology annotation, molecular function: calcium ion binding; X11-like protein binding; kinesin binding. Bases 245 to 3172 code for a protein of 975 amino acids. The record is from RefSeq and is a predicted model, not a curated record. Lineage: Eukaryota; Metazoa; Chordata; Amphibia; Anura; Hylidae.
CGGGCCCGGUCUCCGCGGUGCCCGCAGACACAGAGACGUCUUCUCAGCAGCAUCCGCCAUCUUUAGCUCCGCACCGGGUACCGGACCGGGAACAGCGCGAUCACCACAGCGGAGGAGACAGGGACACGUACUGCGAGGAGCGCGGCGCUCACCCUCCCGGAUUACCGGUGGAAAAGCAGAGGAGUGGGAGGGGACGUUUGGUUGCUCUUAGCACCGGGAGCAAGGGAGGCGGAGGGCGGAGAAGAUGCCGGGGAUGUGGCGGUGCUACCCGGCCUGCCUGCUGCUCGUCACCGGGCUGGUGUGUGGUGCCCUGGCCGCCCGAGUUAAUAAACACAAGCCAUGGAUUGAAACUACUUACCACGGGAUAGUAACGGAGAACGACAAUGCAGUUUUGCUGGACCCUCCUCUCAUAGCGCUAGACAAAGACGCCCCCCUACGUUACGCAGAGAGUUUUGAGGUGACAGUCACCAAAGAAGGAGAAAUCUGUGGCUUUAAAAUUCACGACCAGGAUGUUCCCUUCGAGGCCAUGGUGGUGGACAAAUCCACCGGUGAGGGCGUCAUUCGCUCUACGGAAAAGCUGGACUGUGAACUGCAGAAGGACUACACCUUUACCAUUCAAGCCUACGACUGCGGCAAAGGACCAGACGGAUCAAAUGCCAAAAAAUCACACAAGGCAACCGUGCACAUCCAAGUGAAUGACGUGAACGAAUACGCUCCAGUGUUCAAGGAGAAGUCCUACAAGGCCACGGUCAUCGAGGGAAAGAAAUAUGACAAUAUUCUGAAGGUGGAAGCUGUGGAUGCCGACUGCUCCCCCCAGUUCAGCCAGAUCUGCAGCUAUGAAAUUGUGACGCCUGAUGUCCCCUUCACUAUUGAUAAAGAUGGUUAUAUCAAGAACACAGAGAAGCUGAAUUAUGGAAAAGAUCGUCAGUAUAAGCUCACGGUCACUGCCUACGACUGCGGGAAGAAGAGGGCCACUGAGGACAUAUUGGUCAAGAUCAACAUUAAACCAACAUGUAAAGCAAGUUGGCAAGGUUGGAGUAAGAGGAUAGAGUAUGAGCCUGGCACUGGAUCAUUGGCACUGUUCCCUGGAAUGCAUCUGGAGACAUGCGAUGAGCCCAUUACUUCUAUUCAGGCCACAGUACAACUGGAAACUAGUCACAUCGGCAAGGGGUGCGACCGAGACACCUAUUCUGAGAAGUCUAUUCACAGGCUAUGCGGAGCUUCAUCCAGCACCGCUGAGUUACUGCCUCCUCCCAGUACCGCUUCCAACUGGACCACGGGGCUGUCCACAGACAAUGGCCAUGACAGCGACCAGGUGUUUGAGUUCAAUGGCACACAAGCCGUCAAGAUUCCCGAUGGGGUUGUCACCGCCGACCUGAAAGAGCCAUUUGUCAUAUCUGUGUGGAUGAGGCAUGGACCAGGAGGACGAGACAAGGAGACCAUUCUGUGCAAUUCUGACAAGACAGAUAUGAAUCGGCACCAUUACUCUCUCUACAUACACAACUGCAAACUGGGAUUCCUGUUCCGACAAGAACCCACAGAAGAGAAGUCGUACAAACCCGCAGAGUUCCACUGGAAGUUAAAUCAGGCCUGCGACAAGGAAUGGCAUCACUACGUCCUGACCGUCGACUUUCCCACCGUAUCUCUUUAUGUCGAUGGCGUUACAUAUGAUCCCUUCACAGUGACGGAGGACUACCCACUACAUCCUACUAAGCUGGACACUCAGCUGGUGGUCGGCGCUUGCUGGCAAGAGUAUUCAGGAAGUGGAAAUGUCACUGAUCCAAUGACAGAGAGUGAUGCAGGUGGCGAGCAGCACAUGGCCCAGUUCUUCCGUGGAAACCUUGCAGGGCUGAUGAUUCGUUCUGGAAAGCUGGAAAGUAAGAAGGUGAUUGACUGUCUGUAUACCUGCAAAGAGGGCCUGGAGUUCCCGCCUGCUGAGGGAGUUGGUAAAGGUAUAAAGAUUAACCUCAGUCCCAGCCAGUCCACUCUGACCCUGGAAGGAGAUGACAUUGAUCGCUUCGACCAAGCAAUGCAGCAUAUUUCCUACCUGAAUUCCCGCCAGUUCCCCACACCUGGUAUCAGACGUCUUAAGAUCACCACUACGGUGAAAUGCUUCAAUGAGGAGACCUGUAUCAGUGUCCCCGAUGUGGAUGGCUACGUCAUGGUGCUGCAGCCCGAGGAGCCAAAGAUCAGCGUCAGCGGCGUCGACCACUUUGCCCGUUCAGCUUCUGAGUUUGAGGGCACGGAAGGGGUGAUUCUGUUCCCCGAGCUGCGUAUCAUCAGCACCAUCACCCGCGAGGUGGAGGCGGAAGGGGAAGGAGAUGAAGAUCCUACAGUCCAAGAAUCGCUGGUAUCUGAGGAAAUCAUGCACAACUUGGACAUGUGUGAGAUCAGUGUGGUGGGGGAGGCCCUGAAUCCCGACCAAGAGAGUCUCCAGCUGGACCUGACCCACCUGCAGCAGAAGGGGAUGGAGAUGAGCUCCUCCAGCCAAGGCAUUGUUAUCACAGGUGUCGACACCAUGGCCAACUACGAGGAGGUGCUGCAUCUGGUCCGCUACAGGAACUGGAACACCGUCUCCCUGUUUGACCGGAAAUUCAAAGUUGUCUGUUCUGAGCUGAAUGGGCGAUACAACAGCAAUGAAUUCCAGGUGGAGGUAAAUGUGAUCCACACUGCCAGCCCCCCAGAGGCCCCAAAUCACAUUAUAUCUGAGGCGCUGUUUGUUCCCUCCCACCAUCAGUCUUCUGAUCUGUUGGGACACAACCCCGCCAGCACACAUGCAGCAUCAGUGGUCCCCAGUGCUGCCACCAUUGUCAUAGUAGUCUGCGUCAGUUUCCUGGUCUUCAUGAUCAUCCUGGGGGUGUUUCGCAUCCGUGCCGCCCAUCAGCGCACCAUGCGUGACCAAGAGGGCGGCAAAGAGAAUGAGAUGGACUGGGAUGACUCUGCUCUUACCAUCACUGUAAACCCUAUGGAGACCUAUGAAGACCAGCACAGCAGUGAGGAAGAAGAGGAGGAUGACGAUGACGACGAGGACAGCGAAGAUGGAGAAGAUGAUGACAUCACCAGCGCCGAAUCUGAGAGCAGCGAGGAAGAGGAAGGCGAGCAGGAGGAGGAUCAGCAGAACGUCACCCGGCAGCAGCAGCUGGAGUGGGACGACUCCACCCUGACCUAUUGAUCUCAGCCGCCAUUACCGCCCAGUCACCACAGCUCACACUCAUCACUCCUGCAGGCACAACCUUGUACAAAGUCAUUCCAGACGCUGAAACCAACCAGCACAUGCCUAUCUGCGGGUAGACGGUGCCCCUCUCCUGCCCUCCCACUGACCGGGGUCAUCUUCAGUGUUUCAGCCCAUCUUGCACUUUCCUUCCUCGCUCCCUCCGUUGCGCUCCGUUCGGAGGUGGGGGGGCGGCAGCGCCGGUGUUACUGGACUUCAUCCUCCAUUCCUGACUUGAUGCAAAACUUCUGGUUGAGAGACGGGGCCUAGGGACUCCAUGUAGACUGGUGAUUUUAUUGGUUUUAACCUUUUUAUUUUUAAUUUUUCCCCCCUCUCUACAUCUCAAAAUUUUACUGCAUGUCAAAUAUUGGCAAAUCUCCACCGUAGAACCCUUUUCCUGUCUGGGCCCGCUGGCAGCCUUUGCAUCCGGGUGGUGUUGCCAUUGACACCGGCAGACAGGAAAAGGGGAACGAAAAACCGAGACUAACUUUUUAAUAUUUUUUCUUUUGUAAAUAUGGUGGAUUCAAUGUAAUUAUGUCCAUGUUACUAGUGUAAAGGGGUUUUGGAAUUCUGGAAUGCAGGGUGGUUGCUGUGCCAGUCUUGCGCAACCUCAGUGAGGUGAUUAAUUUUUUAUUUUAUUUUUUUUUUCUUCUUCCCCAUGGCUGGCAGAGGGCUGCAGCCGAACAGUAUGGCGCAAGUCAGCGUUAAUACUGUUCACUCCCGAGCGCUCUUGUCUUUCUGGCUCGAUAUCUAUCUAUCUAUCUAUGACCUUUAAAAAAAUAAAUUAAAAUAGAAGAAGCACAGGGCUGUAACCAGUCACAAGGACAACGAGGUGCCAGUCUGCUGCUGCUCGGGGGCAUAAUCCAUCGUCAGAGGUGCCAGUCUGCUGCUGCUCGGGGGCAUAAUCCAUCGUCAGAGGUGCCAGUCUGCUGCUGCUCGGGGGCAUAAUCCAUCGUCAGACCUCAGCGGGUCCACCCCCCUUGCUUUAAAUACCAGGUCCACUUUUCUGCAGGCCAGGCAAGAUUAUACAUAUAUGAAUCAUUGUACCGAUGGGGGCAGAUUUUACUGAGACCCCCAGGAUAUCCUCACCUGCAUGUAUUUACAUGGGACCUUUAUUAUUUUCCUCACCCAGCAUGGAAGGAAAAAAAAAAAAAAAGAAAAAUAUCUCUGUGCUUUCUUUUUGUUGUGGGAGAUUAAGAAAAAAAAACACAAAAAUCCUGAUCUUGUGAAACAAGUGCGAUGGUUUGUAAGGAAUUACUAUAGUGUAUGAGCCGAUUCGGCCUCUGAGGUGCUGCCACUGGGCAUAAAUGACGGGUUCAGGCAGUGCUCCCAAACCUGGGGCGCUCCAGCUGUUGCAAAACUACAACUCCCAGCAUACCCUGCUGGCCAUGUCUUUUUUUUACAGAUGUUGCAAAGAUAUGUCUAAUAGUGUUUCCCAAUCAGGGUGCCUCCAGCUGUUGCAAAACUACAACUCCCAGCAUGCCCUGCUGGCCAUGUCUUGGUACAGAUGUUGCAGAGCUAUGUCUAAUAGUGUUUUCCAACCAGUUUGCCUCCAGCUGUUGCCAUGCCUGGACAGCCGUUGGCUGUCCGGGCAUGCUGGGAGUUGUAGUUUUGCAACAGCUGGAGGCACAUUGGUUGGUAAAACACUGGUCUAAUAAAAUGCCUUGAUGGCUGUAUAGAUCUCCAGCUGUUGUAAAAUAACUCCCAUCAUGUUAUAGUUUUGCAUCAGCUAGGGGACCACUACGACUCCCACCGUGCCCAGAUAGCCUUAGUCUACAAAAGCGUUGUUGAGUUUUGCAACAGCUGGAGGGCCACACGUUAGGGAACACUGCUGUUUUAGUGCAGAAGUACAACUAUCAUGAUGCCCUGACUGCCAGCAUGUUGGGGGGGGGUGUUUAGUUCUGCAACAGCUGCAACGCCACAGGGUUAAGGCGACUGGUUCCUCUGCUGCUGGGAUUUCUAGUUCUCCAGUUUAUCAGGGAUGUGCAACAAAGGGUUAAUAUGUAUAGUUAGUCUUCAUUGGGUUGUAACUGGUUUACGUAAAGGGUCGCUACACUUUAAGUCAGUGUUUCCCAACCAGGGCACCUCCAGCUGUUGCAAAAACUACAACUCCCAGCAUGCCCGGACAGCCUUCGGCUGUCCGGGCAUGCUGGGAGUUGUAGUUUUGCAAUGGCUGGGAACACACUGGUUGGCAAACACUGCUUUAAGUGAUGACCUACAGAAGGGGCGUCCUGUAACAGUCCCAGUUUUGGUAAAAUACCCCUGACUUCGUAGUGGUGGCGCCGGAAACCUAAAAUACCUUGCAGCAAGGUCAAAGGUGAAAACAUCCAGCUCCUUAGUGCCUACAGGGUCAGGGGGGUGGGACGACGAGAAUAUAUUCCUCUAUGUUACACUUCAGGAUGUGCCCCUCUAAGGAUGGAUAACGUGCAAAUAGAGUUUGGUGUGGGGACUAGUGGCGACUAGUUCGGAAUGGGGACCAGUGGCGACUAGUUCGGCUCCUUAGGAUGGAUUCGGUAAGGUGUCUUUGUGCCAGGUAAGUGGGAAAAGUCUCUUAUUGAAUUGGUAUCGUGUGUAGACUUAUAUAUAUAUAUAUAGACGUAGGGGAUGUCACAUGACUCGAGAGCCAUGGAAGAAACUUUGGAAAAUGAAUGCACCCAGUAGAGAGAACCCUCAAUAAGUGGUGGAUGUGGAUGUAGACCAGUAUUCCCCAACCAGUGCGCCUCCAGCUGUUGCAAAACAACAACUCCCGGCAUGCUGGGAGUUGAAGUUUUGCAACAGCUGGAGGCACCCCGGUUGGGAAACACUGAUAUAGACAAUGGGGGGGCCACAAGGACAGGUGGGAUAUACACACUACAGGUGGUCCGCAGGUCCGGGGUCUCAUCCUGCAGACCAGCGAGCUUCGGCUUCUUUUAUUUUUUUUUUCUCGUUUACCAUAAAUGUAAAUUCUUAGAUUUUUACGUAAGAUUCGGGGGACGGUUUAUUGACUUCUGUGAUAACGUGAUAAACAUAACCGCAAGCUCUGGAAUAACCCGGGGACUCUUCAUUUCUCCCCCCCCCCCCCCCCCCCCUUUGUCUUGUGUUUAUGUUGUGUAGCUCUGUCCAUCCAUUUUAAUAUCACCGUAGCUGCUGUGUUUAGACUUAAAAAAGAAACAAAAAAAAAAUAAAAAAAAUUGAAAAAAAAAAAACAAGCGCGACAUGUAACGCAACCGCUAAAGCGUUCUAAAACUUUCUGAUGCUGUAUGUAGGCGCAAUGAAUAUAACUUUUCAGAUUUGUAUAUUGGUGAUAGGUCAGUUUGAACAGUCUAUAAGCUACAAUAAAUUUCUGGUUCUAAAUUCUGA